Clonostachys byssicola is the source of this 174-nucleotide messenger RNA. The record is from the annotation of a GenBank genome assembly. Lineage: Eukaryota; Fungi; Ascomycota; Sordariomycetes; Hypocreales; Bionectriaceae.
AUGUUUGCCCUCUCCGAAGAGUCCAAGGAGCGCAUUGUCAAGCUCAUUGACAUCUCCCGUGUCGCCAUUCACUAUGGCUACCUCCCCUUGAUCCUCUACCUUGGCUACACCCGCAGCAACCCUCGCCCAUCCGUCAUCCGGUAUGUGUCCUCCGAAGACGAUAUUUUGGAUUAA